This is a messenger RNA of Colletotrichum tamarilloi, 1608 nucleotides long. RefSeq names its product maltose permease. The coding region runs from base 1 to 1608 and encodes 535 amino acids. Gene Ontology annotation, biological process: carbohydrate transport; transmembrane transport. Gene Ontology annotation, molecular function: carbohydrate:proton symporter activity. The transcript has 4 exons. Gene Ontology annotation, cellular component: membrane. The record is from RefSeq and is a predicted model, not a curated record. NCBI's taxonomy places the organism in Eukaryota, Fungi, Ascomycota, Sordariomycetes, Glomerellales, Glomerellaceae.
AUGGACGCCAAGAACGAGCCGACGGUCCAAUAUGAUGACAAGCAGAGAGCCGACCAGUUUGAAGAUGCGAAGGUGGCCGCAACAGCUGCGCUGCCAACAUCGCAAGCCAACGAGAAGCUUACUUUCAGCGAUCUGUGGGAGAACAAGCGCGUUCUGGGCUUCUGCUUGAUGAUCUACCUUUUGCCCAUUAACUUUGGUUACGAAGUCUCGACCAUCGGAAAGCUCCUCGCUGUAACCCCUUUUGCUCAACGUUUCGGCCACGAAAUCAACGGAAAAUGGCAAGUUGCCGCUCGGGACCAGCAGAUCCUCAAUGCCGCGGGCACGAUCGGAAUCUUCGUCUCGGCAUUCGCAACAGGCUUCAUUAGCGAUAUCUUUGGCCGGAAGAAGACCAUUGGCCUCGCUUGCUUGAUUUGCUGCGGUGGCACGAUUCUUCAAUACUUUGCUUCAACUAUCAUGAUGCUUUUCGGCGGCAAGGUCGUUGCAACUUUUGGAUUCGGUCUAGGUCACUCCUUGGGGCCUGUCUUUGUUGCCGAGCUCGCACCCGUCAAGAUGCGUGGUGUUUGCCUGGUUCUUGUCAACACAAUGAUCACUGUUGGCCAAUGGCUCAACUCGGCGACAGUACUGGCAAGCGAUCACUAUCACAAUGACCUUUCUUGGCGAAUCCCUUUAAUUACGCAACUCAUUCCUCCUGGACUGCUCCUUUGCGGUUUGGUAUUCUUGCCCGAGUCCCCUAGCUGGCUUCUCAUCAAGGGUCGUCGUGAAGAAGCCGCCAUAUCAUACAAAAGAUUCAACGGGCCCAGCUUCGACGUGGAUGCCGCGUUGGCGAUCGCCACUGUUGCCAUUGCCAAAGAGCAAGAGGCCAAAAAGGAACAGGAGUCAGCUCGCUGGGUUGACUGUUUGAAGGGAGUCAACGGCAGGCGCACAGCAAUUAUUGUGAUGAUCUAUCUCUCUCAGCAAGCCAUUGGUGUGAACUUUGUUUCGGGCUACCUCACAUACUACUUUCGCUUGGCUGGAAUUAACAAUCCGCUUGCAAUCGGCCAGGCAGCCUACGCAAUUCAGUUCGUCGGCAACAUGACUUCCUGGCCACUUGUGGAUCGAUAUGGAAGACGUCCGUUGAUCGUGGGCGGCGUAUUCACCAUGACAGCCCUUUUGCUUCUCAUUGGCGGUAUCAGCACCAUCGGCAACCAAGCCUCACUCACCGCAACGGUCGCUUUCAUGGUCAUUUGGGGAUACUUAUAUCAGGCAACUUUGGGUGCGGUUGCGUACUCUGUCGGAGGAGAAACUGCCAGUGUGCAAUUGCGACAAAAAACUUACAGCAUCAAUAUCAUGUGCUCGACCGCGGCGUCCUGCUUAGUAUUGCAGGUGAUGCCCUACCUGCUCAAUACAGACCAGGCCAACCUGGGCGGUAAGAUUUGCUUCAUCUUCUUCGGCCUAUCGUUGCCCAUGUGCGCAUGGCUUUACCUGUACUUCCCCGAGAUGAAGGGUCGCAACUACGCCGAGAUUCAAGAAAUGUUUAGCAAUCGCGUGCCGGCCCGCAAGUUCAAGUCUUAUGUUUGUGAGGUCAGCGCUGGGGGCCAAGAGGAGAAGAAGCUUCAAGACGAAGCAUGA